Messenger RNA from Calypte anna (Anna's hummingbird), 2536 nucleotides. RefSeq names its product DDB1 and CUL4 associated factor 13 (gene DCAF13). The transcript has 11 exons. The coding region runs from base 69 to 1406 and encodes 445 amino acids. The record is from RefSeq and is a predicted model, not a curated record. Gene Ontology annotation, molecular function: protein binding. Gene Ontology annotation, biological process: maturation of SSU-rRNA from tricistronic rRNA transcript (SSU-rRNA, 5.8S rRNA, LSU-rRNA). Gene Ontology annotation, cellular component: small-subunit processome; nucleolus. NCBI's taxonomy places the organism in Eukaryota, Metazoa, Chordata, Aves, Apodiformes, Trochilidae.
GCGCGGGGAGGGCGGGGCCGCGUCUGCCGGUGGUGUGGAAGCGGCGGUGGCCGCGGAGCCGGGGCGGGAUGCGGGUGAAGGUGCUGAGCUACAACCCCGACGACUGCGUCCGCGAGACCAAGCUGGACCUGCAGCGCGUUCCAAGGAACUAUGACCCUAUAUUGCACCCGUUUGAGGUUCCACGAGAGUACACAAGAGCUCUGAAUGCAACAAAGCUAGAACGUGUGUUUGCAAAACCCUUUCUUGGCUCACUUGAUGGCCACAGAGAUGGAGUUAAUUGCAUGGCCAAACAUCCUAAGAGUUUGUCUACAGUACUGUCUGGAGCUUGUGAUGGAGAGGUUAAAAUUUGGAACUUGACCAAGCGACAGUGCAUUCGAACCAUACAAGCCCACGAAGGCUUUGUUCGAGGCAUGUGCACUCGUUUCUGUGGUACAUCAUUCUUUACUGUUGGUGAUGACAAAACUGUGAAACAAUGGAAAAUGCAGAGUCCAGAAUAUGGAGAAGAAGAAGAGCCUAUUCAUACAAUUCUUGGAAAGACAGUGUAUACAGGAAUUGAUCACCACUGGAAGGAAGCUGUUUUUGCCACUUGUGGCCAUCAAGUGGACAUUUGGGAUGAGCAAAGAACAAGUCCCAUGUGUUCUCUGACGUGGGGUUUUGAUAGCAUAAGCAGUGUAAAAUUUAAUCCCAUUGAGACAUACCUCUUGGGAAGCUGUGCCUCUGACAGAAAUAUUGUACUCUAUGACAUGAGAAAAUCAACUCCAUUAAAAAAGGUUAUCUUGAACAUGAGGACAAAUACACUGUGUUGGAACCCCAUGGAAGCUUUUGUUUUUACUGCAGCAAAUGAAGACUACAACUUGUAUACUUUUGAUAUGCGCUUUCUUGACUCACCUAUGAUGGUGCACAUGGACCACGUGUCUGCUGUUCUUGAUGUGGAUUAUUCACCUACUGGAAAAGAAUUUGUCUCUGCCAGCUUUGAUAAGUCUGUCCGCAUAUUUCCUGUAGACAAAGGUCACAGCAGGGAGGUAUACCAUACAAAGCGAAUGCAGCACGUCAUCACUGUGAAAUGGACUUCAGAUAGCAAAUAUAUUCUUUGUGGCUCUGAUGAGAUGAACAUUCGUCUGUGGAAAGCUAAUGCUUCUGAAAAACUGGGAGUGCUUGCACCACGAGAGAAGGCAGCUAUGAAUUACAAUCAGAAGCUGAAGGAGAAGUUCCAGUAUCACCCCAAGAUCAGACGCAUCGCUCAGCACCGUCACUUGCCCAAGAGUAUAUUCUGUCAGAUCAAGGAGCAACGCAUCAUGAGAGAAGCUCGUCGAAGGAAGGAGCUGAAUCGUCGUAAGCACAGCAAACCAGGAUCUGUGCCAUUUGUUUCAGAGAGGAAGAAGCAUAUUGUGGCAGUAGUAAAAUAAUUGUUUUUACAUGUACAAAAUAUCACAAUAAAAGAAAAUGUCACUAGAAUGAAUUCACUGUAUGACAUUUGAUGGACAUUGGUAAGAAAGUGGAAGGUUCCAGAAAUGUGGCUUUUCUUCCAAGUAUACACAUGCUCUGAUUUCUCAAGUCAUCAUCCACUUCGUCUGGUUGUAAUCCUUUAUUGACAUUUGUGUGUUUGAUGCCACUGGCCCAGUGCUGUGUAUUGCCUUGGAGUUUGGCUCUUUUGAUGUAAUCAGAUAACUUGGUACUUGGUGGAGGAUAUCUAGUUACACUCCUGUUCUGUGGUACCAUUACUGCAAAAGAAGAAGACUGAACUCAGUUUACAUUUGCCAGAGACCAAAAACGUUUGUUCCACACAGUUAAAAAAUCACUUAUUGCUGAAUUAAUUUUUUUUUAACAAAUCUAAUAAACUAAACAAGUGACCUUAAGGCAGUGAAUUAAUUCUUGAUGAUUCUGACUGACAAUUUAUGCAUUAUACUUACUACAGUAAGAUAUAGUAUUUUUAUUCAGAAGAAUUCAACAGGGUUCUUGGACAUCUGUAAACUUAUUUCUAGGUUUGUUCUGUCUUCUUAACUAUUUUUACAUGAAUUUACAAAGCUUCAGACUUUCAAAAUGGCUAAUAUUGAUAAUGGCAUAGUUGAGUAAGUACCUUUUCUCAGCUUAUUUAAAACUUUAAAAAUCUGGAUCAAAGCAUAAAUUGUAUAAAAUGCAGACUUCUUUAGAUGACACUUCCUGUAGGGUUUCUAUUUUAAGUUUUUAUAUAUAUAUAUAUAUAUAAAAAAUAAUUAAAAGCUUCACAUUUCACAAGGUACCUGUAGCCCAACUGUUUUUUACUAUUUGUCUGCUUCUCUUCCAGUGGGAUAGACUUUUUUCUGAAGAUACUGAGGUGAUUAGAAAGCUGUGCUGGAAUUCAGCUUGGCCUUCUAGGCUGAAGGGUUUUCUUGCAGAAAUAUGAUAUUUAUGACAUAAAGAAGUGUUGCUUAACAUCUUUCAUACUAAAGAAUUUUGUUUUUAAGCCUUUGCACUACUAUGCAGUCUGUAACUAUGCCUCUCCUUCCCUGAUUUUAUGCACAAAAUUUCAUCAACUCAGAAUAAACUAUAGUUGAAC